CAGCGCAGCAGACGUGCUGAAGACUACUACUGUUGUCGCUGCUGUUGUUUUGGCAUCUUUGUGGGUUGGUUUAAUCAAAUGCUGAAGGAUGUGGUUACAUUUCCACAUCUUUUCAUCUUAAAUUAAUGGGUGCUGGAUUACGCUGCGAGGACACUAGUUCUGUCUCACCCCGCACAGUGCUAAGUGGCAACAAAAUCAUGGGAAGGGGCUAAAAUCUCCAGGUACAGUCAAGAUGCAGUACACCUCGUGCACAGAGGACCGGAUCCAGCACGCUCUAGAGAGAUGUCUGGACGGACUCCGGCCAUCUGAAAAUCUGACACAGUCCUGGAAUGCUGGUUGGUGUAUGAACCGUUGGACUCUAGAGGAGCUCGUAAAGAGAGACCCAGAGAAUCUUCUCAUCCUUCUACAGCAAAUUCUCAGAAAAGCCAGAGAGGUUCAGAAGCAGUGUCAUUAUGAACUCGUGGCCCCCUUGGCUCUAAUGUUUGAGUCCACACUCCUGCAGAUUCCACGCUGUCCAUCUGUUGGAGAGAUUCUUACAGAAGCUUGUGAAGUCUUCCAUGGCUUUCUAGCAUGGCCUGAACCCUACUGUAGCGUGUGUCGUAACCUGCUCUCUACUUUAAAUCAAGAGCUUAGAGCUCCAGGAAUUUCGUACCACAGACUGGUGAGAGAGGAACAAGGCCUGGCCACCUCCAGUCAGCGUUCUAAGAUCAUUACAGUGUUGUUGAUGAAUCCGGCUGAGGUGCCUGCUGAGUUCCUGUCUGUGGCGGAACAGCUCAGUGGAGCAGAGGUCUCCGAGAGAGAGAGCAGCAUUACACUCAUUAAACACAGCUACCAGUCAGUGCUUGGAAAUAAAUACCCACUACAGACCAUCAGCCAUGCUUUACAGUCCGUUAGUGAUGAUGAGUUGGCACAGAUCCUCUCCUCAGUGAGUGACCUUCUAGAGUCUGCGGCAAUGAUGACGAACAUAACUAAAGCUCGAGAACAUGUUGUGGGAGGCCUAGAAGCAUUGCGGGACAAACUUGGCAUUCCAGCCUCCAGUGGCACGACAUCAGAUGGGGUUCUUCAGAUGCUCAGCCUUUCAGCAGCCAAAUGCUACACCUUCCAUUGGGACAAGGAUAAUUUUGAUGUUCUAAACCACCUUUUAGACAUAGAGAGUGACAUAACCUUAUGUCAGAUGCCUGAGGACAUGGGGGAGGAGGACGAUGACAAUGUUGAUGUGGAAGAUGAUGAAGAUGAGGACUUGGACGAGAUGGAGAGAUUUGUAUCAAACGGUUGCAUUGACUAUCGAGCCUCAACUUUCUCCACUGUGUCAUCCCUCUCCACGGCCUCCAAAGACUCCAUGUUCUCCACUCUGUCAGUCGCUUCCUCCGAAUGUUCUCCCCUCUCUACACUCUCAUCUUCUUCUCAAGCUUCAGGCACAGACAGUGACUUCUGUGAGGAUGUAGAGGAGGACAGUGUGAGCGUAGUGUCUACCUCUAAGAUUAAAAGCAGCGCACGCUUUUCACAGCGUCUCUCGCGACUCUUCAAACCUCGCAGCAGCAACUCUCUCUGUCGAGCCAAGAGCCUGGGCAGCCCUGAGGCUAAAGAGUUAGUGGUAGCCGUCCGCUCUAAGAGAUCCAAUUCUCUACCACAGCAGGUCCGACUGCGAAGCUCUGAGGGAUUUCCAACAGGCCCCCUCUCGCAGCUGCAGUAUGUUUGCUACAGGAGAAGACCCAUUCUGAGUAGCGAUGAUGAGGAAGGCCCAACGGGGGCCACUCUGGUCAGAGUGGUGGUGUUUGGGGCAGAUCACGUGGCAGGAAGGGUCGCCCGAGCAUAUAGCAGUUUGAGGAAAAAAGAGAGAGACUGUCCGCAUCUUACCAAAGCUUUCAGAAUGAGGUUUUUUUUUGUGCCCGUGAGGAGGGAUACAGCUCCAGUCAGCUUUACCUUGAGGAACCCUGGUUCUACACUGCAGCUCUCAGCAAGUCCAUUGAAAACAGCCAUCUCUAGCACAGAUUGCAGUGUGAACGGCAUAGAGGACAGCACUAAUGACAUCGCAAGUCUACUGGGAAUGCUCGACCCCUGGUAUGAGCGUAACAUUCUGAACUUGCUAGAGCUGCCCGCUAAUGUGGUGUGCCAGCAAACAUCAAAGAUCGAGUCAGAUUUGUGUGAAGGCACUGGUGAGGAGCGUUUACCGAUCUUUGCUGAUCUGGUGCUAUAUUACUGCCGCCAUGCCACCCACUCCACACUCAUUCAACUCUACCAUGCAGAGUUUACACUCGCUGGAGGAGAGAGAAGUACUGAAGUGUUUGUUCACUCUCUUGAGCUGGGUCACACAGCUGGUACAAGAGCCAUCAAAGCCAUGGGUGCUGCAAGUAAGAGGUUUGGCAUUGAUGGAGACCGUGAGGCGGUUCCUUUGUCACUGGAAGUCACUUACAACAGAGUACAUAUCAGUGGCAGGAGUCAGAAAACGAGGGCAGAGAAGUCCUGCACUUCUAUAAACCUGCUAAAAGCCUGCAGGAAUCCUGAGGAACUAGAUUCUAAAAUGGAGUGCCUUCAUUUGACAAUGACAGAAGUGCUAAAGAGACAGAACUCUAAAUCAAAGAAAGGCUACAAUCAGCAACUCACCACCACACAAGUAAAAGUGGAUAAGGUUCAGGUUAGUGGAACUUAUGACACCACAUUUGCAGUUUGUCUGGACCAAGAUGAGAAGAAAAUUAUACAGAGUGUGACCAGGUGUGAGGUAUCAGUUUGUUAUAAGCUGGAUGGUUCAGAUGACUGGACAAGAGGAAGGGUGUUCUCGUCUCAAAUCCAGCCUCUGCACCCAACCUUCUGCUCUCUGCUUUGCCUUCCAGUUGCCACUUUCAGUGGACCUCAGCCUUAGAGCAGGCUUGAGCCCAAACCUCCAGCCAAAGAGAAGACUCACAUCUAGCUAAAACUAUACCCAUAUAGACCAGCUAUCCACUCUGCCUAAAUAUAUUUCAGGAUUUAUCAUCUUAUCCCAAAAUACUACGGCCUACAUCCUAACACUUAUAACACUUAACUCAGGACAUAAUCUAAGAUACAUGUUUGGAUAAAAGUGUUAUCUGUUAUUACAUUAGAGGUAAUAUAUCCACAAAUGCUGGAGUUGUUUGUAUCAAACUUCCGAGAUUCAGAUGUUUUUGCCUGAGAUGCAUCCUACUGAAUAUAAUUCUGUGGACAAGUGGGACUCAACUGGCAUAGCACAUAGGAAUGAUACAGAUCUGCUCUCUGUGACCAACAUUUGAAUAUGGUUAUCAGCUAAAACCUCAGUCAUCCUUAACCAUGGUUGGGUACUUUUGAACUGGAUGUUAUAAUGUAGAUUGGUUUGGUACUGGGGCUUGUCCUGGCCCUCACAGAACCAGACUGGAGCUCUAACUAUGAAAACAAUUUUCGUUCUAUCAUCUUUCUUGCACUGUCAUAUUAAACAGCGCCUAAUUAAGCACUGUGGAAUAUGUAAUAAUAUGUUUGUAUAUAUGACUGUAGCUAUACUCAAAAUACUCAGGAAAUGUUUAUUGCUUUUAAAUCUUUUAAUCUCAAGUUGUUUAUUUAAACUUUUGUUUGUCUUGCCAGAGAAAUUAGACAGUGCCUCAGUUUUUAGUCCUGACAAAGUUUUCUGUUCUCAGUUAUUUUUGUAGAUAUUUGUAUAGCUUCUCCACUAUUUAAAGUCAUAUAUUUGAAGAUAACUGGCAAUCUUCAGAAACCUGCCCUAAUUAAAUACAUAUUAUUGUAGUUUGGUCUUUAGGCCAACAGAGGUCGCUGUAAACCAGUACAAACUUAUAGCCUCUGGACGCUGACGAGUGGUGGGUAAACACAAUAUCAUAGGGUAUCACUGGCAGUGAAAAAAAAGAGAAAUGAGAGCCUAGCACAAAAUAGUUCAAAAAGUACAUUGUAAUACUGGCAUAGUUUGUAAAACACUGUAAGUUAAAACCUUUCAUUUUAGAAAAAAUAGGUCAAAUGUGUGAUAUGUUUAUAUUUACCUCCUAAAAUGAUUAGCAUAAUUAUCAAAACAGUAAUUUUUUAUAAUGUCUGUUUCUUCUCAGGUUGCUUUAGAAACACUUAUACAUUUUAUAUAUUUUAGAAAGAUUACCAAGCAGAUGUGUACAAUGUACAAAUGUUGUAUGUGUUUUUAUUGAAAAACAUUUAAAGUAAAUUGAGGUAUUUUCAUCCCUCUAUCUAUGGCCAAAUUAUAAUUUUGUUUUAAUCAUUUCUGUCUUAAUGUAUAUGUAACAUUGCAGUUAUAUUCAAUUUUCAGACAUAGUACACAUAAUUUUUUGUGACAAUGUUGCUGGAAAUGGUGUUUUGGUUCUGAAAUGAUGGCCGAAGGAACUUAAAUUUUAUCCUGGAAACCAAGAGAAGUAAUGCGGUACUUUCUAUGUGACUUUAAGGUGCUUUAUAUUUGUCUUAAUUGCUUUAUAUUUGUCCAAUGUAACAAGUCAAAUUAAAUAUAUAUUAAAUA
Xyrauchen texanus (razorback sucker) is the source of this 4453-nucleotide messenger RNA. RefSeq names its product phosphoinositide 3-kinase regulatory subunit 5-like. Gene Ontology annotation, molecular function: 1-phosphatidylinositol-3-kinase regulator activity. Gene Ontology annotation, biological process: positive regulation of MAP kinase activity; G protein-coupled receptor signaling pathway. The record is from RefSeq and is a predicted model, not a curated record. Gene Ontology annotation, cellular component: phosphatidylinositol 3-kinase complex, class IB. The transcript has 18 exons. The coding region runs from base 233 to 2860 and encodes 875 amino acids. NCBI's taxonomy places the organism in Eukaryota, Metazoa, Chordata, Actinopteri, Cypriniformes, Catostomidae.